Molecule: messenger RNA, 4250 nt
Organism: Megalobrama amblycephala (Wuchang bream)
Lineage: Eukaryota; Metazoa; Chordata; Actinopteri; Cypriniformes; Xenocyprididae
Gene: rgs3a
Product: regulator of G protein signaling 3a
Exons: 16
Coding region: 16-2742 (908 amino acids)
Biological process (GO): signal transduction
Cellular component (GO): nucleus; plasma membrane
Molecular function (GO): protein binding
Source: RefSeq, a predicted model, not a curated record
GCAAACCCGGAGAAUAUGCAAUGCUUAACGGUGACCAUUCUACGAGGAAAGGGCGGCUUCGGCUUCACCAUCUGCUCUGACUCGCCUGUUCGUAUACAAGCAGUCGAUCCAGGCGGUCCAGCGGAUCAGGCUGGUUUGCAGCAGUUGGACACUGUUUUGCAGUUAAACGGUCAAACGGUCAAACACUGGAAGUGUGUACAACUCGCACAUGCUAUUAGAAACAGUCUCAGUGAGAUCACAGUGGUAGUUUGGCGUACGGGACCGUCUGCUAAGUCCAACUUUGAGGGACUGAUCCAUCAUCCUUCUUACAAGUCCUCUAACUACUAUGAUACUCCAGUUUCCCCGGCUAAAAGCAAGAGGGGGGACAAAACGCCACUGCCUCCACCUCUGCCCGAGCACCGGACCAGCCGUAGGGUUUUAGUCAACGGCUCAGACGGAGGGAGCGGAGCGGGAAUCCUGUGGGGAGAACGGAGGAGCGCGGUGGACGGCAAGACCGGCACCCAGACGCUGAGAGGGACGCGUGUGAAAGCAUCCAACGGAGACGACUAUAUCAUCCUGUCACCUAUUAACCCUGGAAGCCAGGUAUUGGGCUCUGUCUAUGGAGACAAACACAGAACAUUAACUGGCCGGAUGUACCCCACACCUCAGACGUCUGCUCCACCCCCUCCGGCAGCCGGUUCCCAGUCGGCGCCUGGACUGGCCAGCAGAACGUGCUUUCUGCGUCGCUCUGGCAACAGCAAAUCCAAAACACAGCAAAGCGAACAUUACCAACAGCCAACUACCAACUCGAACUUUGCCAACUAUCAGAACUGCACCAUUGUGAGGUCACACGUGCCUCAUGCCAACUAUGGUACCUAUGUUAAAGUGACACCUAAAAUCCUUAUCUUCCCCAUCUUUGUGCAGCCUGUAGAUCUGUGUAGCCCAACUCGAUCUCUGGUGAUCUCUGAAGAAAUGAUUCUACAUGAGAGCAAGCACUUCUUUAUCAAGGUAACAAUCUUCAUAUACUCAGAUCUGAUGUUGGUGACCAGAGAGGAUGAACUGGGACGAUGUAAUGUCCUGCAAAACCCGCUGUACCUCAGACAGCUGCAGCUGCAGGAUGAUCACACUGAAGAUCUGCAAUUCUACUUGAUCCACAUGACAGAGAAAUGUGAUUGUCUUCUGAGUCUGAAAGCGACUUCUCUGGAGCAAAAAGCAAGAGUGUGUCAGUGUUUGAGCGAGAACAUCCAGAAACAGCUCCAGCUGCACGGAAGACAGACGUUCUGCCCGCCUCAGCAGAUGCUGGAACCCAAGCAGGAUGAGCCAUGUGACCCCAGGGGCCGGAGAAUGACCUCUGAGGAUGACCAAUCCCUGGGAAACCUGUCCGAUGCGUCGGCCACCACUGCGAGCAGCCCUCAGUCCAGGAGUCUCGCCCUGCUGGAGGAUGUGUGUACCUCUCUGGAGGAGAACUGCCACCUGGUUCCACCAACACCUCCGCCUUCUACCGAAGGAGAAGAUGAGAAAAGCACGGAGAGCAGCGUGAACGAGAUAUGGAGGGAGGACGAAGGCAAAGAGAAAGAGGAGGAGAUGAGGAGCUCAGAGGAGAAAGAAGAGCGGGAGUUCUUACAUGCACAUCCAAGAGACUGUGAAGAUGACAAACAGCUGCUCGUUGACGAGGACAAUGCUUCAGAGGCGGUGGACACGAACGCUCCUCCUUCAUCAUCUUCUUCGUCAUUUGUCAUCCCCGAGCUGCGAUUAGAUCGCUCCUUCAGUGCGGACGCCCUCUCCACUCCCGGCACCGAUGAAGAGUAUGAGGAGGAUGAGGAGGAUGAUGAGGAGGAAGAGGAAGACAGUGACGAUAACUACCUGGAACGCAGUGACAGUAAACGGAGGAGCAUGGUAGAGGCCUCUUCUUGCGAAAAGCACCCGGGUGGACUCAGCGUCCAGAAUUCACUGCGCAGACGCACACACAGCGAGGGCAGUCUUCUCCAGGACCCCCGCACAUCUUGCUUCACGUCUGAUAAUGCCAUCAACUGCAUGGAGGGGUCAGGGACACACAAGGGCGGCUGGACGCUUCCGUCACCCAAAACCCUGAAGAAAGAGCUGACUAAGAAUGGAGGGUCCAUGCACCAGCUGUGUAUGCUGUUCUCCGGAAGAAAACUGAGCGCCGGCUCCGAAUGCAGCUGUGACGUGGGUCCUGACGGGACCAAGAAGAAGAAAUCCAAAAACCUGGCCAAAGACAUGAAGAACCGACUCGCUUUCCUGAGGAGGAGGAAUGAGUCUCCCGGAAGCACCCCAGCCGGCAAGCUCGACAAAACCUUGAAGUCUGUCAAGCCCACUCCAGAAGAGGCAAUGAAGUGGGGUGAAUCGUUGGACAAGCUGCUGGUCCACAAAUAUGGGCUGGCAGCGUUUAGAGCUUUCUUGCGCACAGAGUUCAGUGAAGAGAAUCUGGAUUUCUGGCUGGCCUGCGAGGAUUACAAGAAGAUUAAAUCGCAGUCCAAGAUGACAUCGAAAGCUAAGAAAAUCUUUGCGGAAUUCAUCGCCAUCCAGUCCUGUAAAGAGGUGAAUCUGGAUUCCUACACCAGGGAACACACUAAAGAGAACCUGCAAGACAUCAAUCGCUCUUGCUUCGACCUGGCCCAGAGGAGGAUAUACGGCCUGAUGGAGAAAGACUCGUAUCCUCGAUUUCUGCGCUCGGAGCUCUACAUGGACUUAGUGAACCAAAAGAAACCAAGCACCACGUCGACAUCCUCGUCCUCCUCUUAAGACGACAGAGAGAGAGAGAGAGAGAGACACUAUAAAGAGUAGCAUCCGCGAGGUUUCUUUCACUUAGCGUUUCAUUGUCAUCAGCCAUUCUUAUCUGUUAACGUGGCAAAAAGAGUGGAGAAAUGCACGAGGCAUCGUUUACAAACGGCGAAAGAUAGAGGAAAAGGUAGCGUGACCCGACCCGAUGGCGCUGGACGAGUGGGGCACCGCCACGCUGAAUAAUGCUGGUUAUUCCCAUUUGAAUGUUAUUUAAUUUGUGUACUGGAGAAACGGAGGCCGUUACGGCCUCUUCAACACUAUGCCAACUGGGUACUGUUUCGCCUCUUCCCGUUCUUCUGAUGGAGCACUGCUGGUGCCACCAACCUCUCGUUGUUCUCCAUUUCAUGAUGACAUUCGAAAAUGUCUCGUCCCUUCGCGGUUGGACGUCUGGAUGGUGGAGAACGUCGACGAUCAUGCACUUACUGCUCAAUUGUGUUCCUGUGAACCUUCCUCCAUGUCUUUCGACUCCAUGUCACACGAUGAAGUUGCUGGCACAAAAUAUAAUUUAAACAAAUAAAUGUAGAGGAAUGGACCAAACUGCAGCUGAAGACCGGAGCGUUUCGCUCCGGGCUGGAAACGGACUGUCGUUGGUCUCUAAAGACUGUAGAAAACACGCUUCGCUGCGAUCUGUAAAGCCAAUAAGCCAUUCGUUGUAGCUUGACAUAUUAAGAAUGGAAGAGACAGUAUUCUCAGGACAUUACGGCACUCGACUAUGAAGCUUCCAGACUUAUUUAACCGUUUGUUUCCUCCCUUUUCUGACUUUAGGUUUAAUCAUGCACUCUAUAUUUAAUAGGGCACAAGGUCGGUUAGGAUCUGUCCCUGUGUUUGUUAAUAAGACGACAUGUUUUACCAGUACAGAAACUUAGUUAUUUAUUUAGAAGUCUCACUGGUUGCUUUGUACAUUGCACUCAGCCGAAUUUCCCUUUUCCACUUUGAUCCAGGUCCACAGCUGUCCUGAUGUAAGUGCAAUAUGUUUAUUAUUUGUUGACUUAUCUUAUGGAUAAGUUUACCUUUUUUAUGAAAAAGACAACGGAUUGAGCUCUGCAUUAAUAUUAUUGUAUAAGUUACAGGUAAUGUAAGAAUUACAUUAGUACACAAAUUAUUCUAACUGUGUUUCCCUGGCAGCAGGCAGCCGGGUUAAUGGAUGUAUAUAUGAUUCUUAAGAAAAAAAACGAUUAAAAAAAGAUAAAAACACACCACGAAGCGUUUGCUGUACCUAUGUAAAUAUGUGAACCUUAAAGCUAUAAAAUGGCAUGUAUUGUUAUAAAUCUGGACGGAGCAGGUAUGGCCGUCCUCUGGUGUGGGCGUACACUGCUUGUAAGUAGUUAUAUGAAAUGUAUUUUAUCAUUUUCACUGUUUACAAUUCCGACGCACCUCCUAAGAUAGCAAGUGCAAAAGAAAACAGAGGUUUUAAAAAAGCCAGUGUCAUUGCAAAACACAAAAUAAAACAUUUAGAUGGUAAAAUCGGA